This is a messenger RNA of Cladocopium goreaui, 1680 nucleotides long. NCBI's taxonomy places the organism in Eukaryota, Dinophyceae, Suessiales, Symbiodiniaceae. The record is from the annotation of a GenBank genome assembly.
AUGGCUGCACUUUGCAUGAAGGACAAGAGUAAGCAUGCAAAACCCCUUGACGACAAUGGAGUGAGACCAAAGCUCUUGCAGCAACAUUUUCGAGACUGUAUGAAUCCAUUGGGGUGGUAUUCAUUGCCUGUGGACCUGUUUACUGAACGGCCAAUGAGACCUUUGGAAGACGCAGUGGCAUUUGCAAUUCUGGGACACACAUCCCAGUCCCUUCUUCCAGUAGCCGACAAAGCCAAUACAGCACUGCCGCUGAGUGACCGGGAGAGGAUCCAGAAGGACUCAAACCCUUCUGUUUCACAAGAGGUAGUUCCCUUUCUUGCGAUUCAAGAUUCCGAAGCUGGCAGCAGCAUCAUCAAAAAACCCAACCUGAUUGAGGUCAUUGAGCUUGACUCCGGUUCGGACAAUGAGGUUGGUGCUUGUGAUGCUCAGCCCUCUUCUAGCAGCACCGCUAAGCUAGUCCCUUCGGCUCAAUCAGUGCCCCAAUGCAUGCCUCAAGACAUGCUCUCGCGUGAUAUGGUUCGAUUUGCGGCAAAUUCAUCGGGUUUGAUUGUUUUUCGAGUCUCUGACAAACGACCCGCACUGAAGAAGAGGCCCCUGUCUUUUGCAGACAGUUUGACAACGGAUGAUGUUUGCAUUCGAAUUUGCAAGGUGGAAAAUGCUAACCCGCAAUCUGUGACAGUAUCAGCUGUGGACCACCCAACAGUUCCAUUGGUGAAACUGUUUGCAGGUGCCAACACCGAAGAGCUUGUAGAGAGCAUGUUGCAAUGGACCCAUGCAUCAAGACUUCACCACAGCAUGAACAUUCAGCCCAGCUCUGUAGGGGAGUCAGAGUUUUCUUUGAUUGAGGAAGUUGCUGGUACAUGCGCUGUUGUUGGUGCUUCCACGCACUACGACAUUGCUGGAAUGACUUCUGAAGCAGAAUUGGCAACAAUUGACAACUUGGUCAACAAGUCUAUCCUGGUUCGCACCAAACAUGGACAGUCUGUGCAAUUGGCUCCAUCAGUUUUCUCUUGUCAGCUUGUUUUGACUUUGCCGCGGCCAGUUUUUGAACAACGCCUUGGCAGCUCCUUCCAGUUGGACCGUCUCAAUUUGAAACCAGGAAACCGGCCGACCCAAUGGGAACUUUAUGUGAAUCUAUGCAAGACUGGUUGGGUCAGGGAAAAUUGGCAAGAAUCAACUGCAAAAUUGAAGCGUGAAUAUGUUCAACCUGGGAUGGAAAAGAAGUUCUACCAGGACACUUACUGGUACUGGCUGUGUUUGUUGAAUUGUGAUGCCCUACACGCUUUGGGAUUUACAUUGUACCAUGGGCAGCUGGAAGCAUUCUACCAAGCAGCCAUCCAAUUGGCCAAGGAGGACCCAGACAAGCUAGCUCAGCUGGAGCCAGGGAGCAAAGCUGAUGUCUACAAAAAGUUGACCAAACAUUUGCAGUCAACAAAGGCUUCGGCGUCUGAGACCCAGAACGCCGCAGCUGGGUUUCUCACUGUCUUGGACUUUGAAGGCUCCAAGGAGCUAGCCCCGGCAGCCUCGGUUCCCAAUUUUGAUUUUGUUGACGUAGAUGAAGAUGAACAGGCCAAAGAGGACACUGGUGGUGGUGGCGGUGAUGACCAUUCAGAAAGUGAUUUGGUGGUGGUGGAGGCGUGGGUUGUGGGCAGCGCUGGAUGGGAAUUAGGGGCCACGUGA